AUGUCCGACGACGAGGCCAUCACCGUCGGGUCGCAGGCCGCCGGCGACUGGUCCAUCCACGAUGCUGGAUCGCCGGCCGAGAGCGUCAAGUCGGACGCUGAAGACGACGACAAGGCGGGCGAUGCCGAAUCGGCACCGUCGCAACCCAUCCAGAAGCGACGUCGAGUCACCCGCGCCUGCGACGAGUGCCGCCGCAAGAAGAUCAAAUGUGACGGCAAGCAGCCUUGCACGCACUGCUCCGUCUACAGUUAUGAAUGCACAUAUGAUAAGCCGUCAAACAGGAGGAGGAAUCCCGCGCCGCAGUAUAUCGAGGCCCUGGAAAGCCGCCUUCAGCGCGCCGAGUCGUUGCUGCGAAAAUUCGUCCCCGAUAUCGACCUGGCCGAUCCAAAUCUUGACCCUGCCAUCCAGCAAGAGUUUCACAACCGAGAACGAGCGCGUGCCGAGGUUGCCAAGCUGCGAACCCCCCAUCCCGCUGAGCCUGACCCCAAUGACACCCAGCUCACCUCCAUGAUCGACUCCAUCGGCCAGCUGGAUCUCGACGACAAGGGCGGCUGGGAUUUCUACGGCAUCUCGUCCGGCGCCGUUUUCCUGCGGCGCAUGAAGGAGAACUUCCGCGGCAUGCUGGGCCCUGUCGGCAAGGGGCCGUUUUUACCACGCCCGUCUGAUCGAACCGCCGGUCUCUUGAACUUCGACACGCCGCCCGUUGGCUCGCCCUUCUCUACCAUCUCCAGCUACCCCGAGCUGCCCCCCAAGGACGUCGCUCGGAAACUCUGCUACUAUUCUCUGAGUUGCGCCACAUGCCUUGUCCGCAUCGUUCACGUCCCUAGUUUUUACGAAAAGUUCGACUACAUCUAUGAACGACAGCAUGAGCCGAUGAGCCCGGAUGAUACCCAGUUCCUCGCCCUUUUUUAUGCCGUCUUAGCGUUGGGCUGCAUGUAUAGUAAUCUUGACGACUCCAGUUCCGGUGGCAUGACUUAUCGAUUUGCCAUUGAUGAAGGAGUGAAAUACUACAAGAUCGCAAGAUCUCUGUUGCGUGAUGUCACCGAGUGUCGAAGCCUUGUCUCCAUCCAGACACUUGUUUUCAUAAUCCUUUUCCUUCAGUCCACCGCCAACCUCAACACCUGCUACUCCUUUGUAGGAAUUGCCCUACGAUCAGCCUUGCGAAUGGGUCUUCACCGCCACUUGCAGCACGAGCGGAUAGGGAACAUUGAGCAGCAAGUGCGGCGGCGGGUUUUCUAUGUCAUACGGCAGAUGGACAUUUACGUAUCUACCAUGCUCGGAUUCCCCCUGCUUCUAAACAGCGACGACGUCGACCAGCAGUAUCCCAUUGAAGUUGACGAUGAGUUUAUAAGACCUGAAGGCAUUCUCCAACCGGCACCGGGAACGGCCUCGUUCUUCCAAGCAUUCAAUGCCCACUCCCGGUUGAUGGAUAUCUUGGGCAAAAUCACAAAGUACAUUUAUCCGACAAAGAGCGUUGGGCAGACGGUUCUGAGGGGGGACAAGCCGUCAUCUACAUAUCUCAUCAGCUAUAGCAAGAUCAAGGAGAUUGAGACGGAUCUACACAACUGGUUCGAGAGGCUUCCAGAGGCAUGGCGGCCGAGCCCUGACGGCCCCAUUGAAGUAGUUCGUGUACGACAUUUGUUGCGUUUUGCCUACGCGCAUGUGCAACUUGUCUUGUACCGACCGUUUCUGCAUUACGUUUCUCCUCGACUCAGCCAAGGCAACAGGGUUGAUGAGCUGUCGUAUGCCUGCGCGGCGGCGGCCAUCAGCGUGUCCCGUAACAUCGUCCACAUUGGACUCGAGAUCCGAAAGCAGCGCGUCCUUAGCGGGCCCUACUGGUUCAUGCUCUACACCGAGUUCUUCUCCGUGCUCUCGCUGGUGUUUUAUGCCAUUGAGAACCCCGAGAAGCCUGGAUCGGCAGAGGUACUGGCUGAUGCGCGCGCUGGGCGACAGAUGAUUGCCGAUCUGGCCGAGAAGAGCCUCUCUGCUGAGAGGGUCACCCACACUCUCAAGGUUUUAUUUGAUCAACUGCCAGAACGGUUCGAUCCACCUCAGCCUCGACCAUCUUCCACAACGAAGAAGAGGACGGCUCCGGGCGUCAAAGCACCAAGCAACUCUGGCAUCUCCGUGGGCAUGUCUCUUCACAGACCAGGUGACAUCAGGGGCGGUGGUAUGUCUUUAUAUGGCACCUCCCACUCUAGGGGCUCCAUGGACAGCAGUUUCGCGCAGUCGUUAGACCAUAGUGGAUACCCCGAGCCCUCGUUCACCAGCAGCCUGAACGAUGUGAUGCCGAUGGACUUGUCGUCGCGAGCAACGCCCGACUCUACGAGCACCGCCGAGAGUGUACACCGACACCCAUACCAGCAGCAUCCCCUUAGUGGACAUCUCGGCCACAACCACCCGGUUCAUAAACUCGACUCGUUAAUGUUUCCGUCGGACGAUCCGUUCGCUUACCCGAACCAGCCGAUGAUGGAACUGGGAUUCUCUGGCAAAACCGACGUGCCAGCCGUGUCGAUGCCUCAUCAACCUCAGGACUCGGGAUUCUUCUUCCCCGCCUCGCUGGAUGAUAUGGGAGAUCAGUUUAUGGGGCAACCUCCGCCGUACAUGAUGCCACAACAGCAACAGCAGCCGCCGCCACAACAGAACCCCAUGGCGAUGAACAUGUCGGCCAACAUGUACGACCCCAACGCCAUGAUGGGGAUUCACCAGCAACCGCCACCACAGCAGACACAGCCAGCGCCGCAGCGACGACCCGGCGGGCUAUCUCUUCGACGGGCGAUACGGGGCGAGAGGCACCAGGAGCGGCAGAUUGAGCAAAUGUUUACGGAUCACGGCAUGCAGCCGGACUGGGGGAGUUUCUUUGGUUCUGGCAGGGGCGGAUUUCAGGGAAUGUGA
Molecule: messenger RNA, 2895 nt
Organism: Trichoderma aggressivum f. europaeum
Lineage: Eukaryota; Fungi; Ascomycota; Sordariomycetes; Hypocreales; Hypocreaceae
Product: transcriptional regulator family: Fungal Specific TF
Exons: 5
Coding region: 1-2895 (964 amino acids)
Biological process (GO): positive regulation of transcription by RNA polymerase II; DNA-templated transcription
Cellular component (GO): nucleus
Molecular function (GO): DNA-binding transcription factor activity, RNA polymerase II-specific; zinc ion binding; sequence-specific DNA binding
Source: RefSeq, a predicted model, not a curated record